AAAAAGAGGAAAAAAAAUAUAUAUAUAUAUAUGGAAUUUAAAUUAACUAUUAAAGAACGUUCUUUGUCAAUAAAAAACAUAAGUAAAAAGACCAUAUUGACUCAGUCAACAAACUUAAAAAAAAAAAAAAAUCAAAAUAAAAUUUAUUGACAAUUUGAAAAUUAAACACAAAAUAAUUUUAUUGCCUUUUCUUCAAAGCCUCACAGCUAGAUAAAUAUAUCAGUGGCCUCCAUUUACUCUUCUACGUUUUUUCUCCCAAAUAAGAUAUAUUUUUAGUAAAGAAAUAAUUAUCCAAAAACAGUCGCUCAAGAUAUGAACAACUUUUUCAAUGAUAAAAAAAUUAUUUGAAUGUCAUUACUAUAAAGCUUUAACGACCAUUUUAUAUUUUCUCUCAUUUUAAAUUUGGUUUCAAAAUUAUAAUAAGCACAUGCAUAACAUAUGUACAAUUUCUAGUUAUAUUUCAAUUGAAAACUAUAGUCAGAAACUUUAAUUUUAUGAAAGAAAAAAAAAAAAGAUGAAAGAAAUAGACAAAAUUCAUCCCCAAGUCCAGAACGUGGGAUGCAAUUCUAAGUUCCUUUUUUUUGACAAAAUAAAAUCUUAAUUCUUUAAUGUCUUAGUCAAUUGAAUUUAAAUCAAUAUCUUCCUCAUUAAAAACAUAAAAAAAAAAAAAAUCUGAUAUUUAUGAACUAGCAAGAUCAAGAUUUUUAUGAAUUGUUUUAGACGACUAUUAUACUAACUGGUUUUGUCACCUCAAGAAUUUUUUUUUUUUUUGAGAAAAUUGUCAUCUCAAGAUUUGACAAUGAUUUUUUUUUUUGUUUUGUUUUGUUUUUUUUUUUUUUUUAAAUUUCUUCCUGUUGAUGCUGCAUGCCUCACGCACGUUGAAAUUUAUUGGGUUUAAUUAGACUUUUGAACAAAUGUAUCAAAAACACGCUAUCAAUCGGACUCUUGAAUCAGUCAUAUUUCAGUCCUUCAGAUGCAUGAGAAAAUGAUCUAUUCAAAUAUCCCAAACUAGAAAGCUACGUUUCUCCCUCCAAUAAUAAUAAUAAUUGAGUUCAGUUGAAAACCCUGAAAUGAAUUAUGCCCAAAUUGCACUGCCAAGUGCCAUCCCGAUCAAUAGAGGAUGCCUUUAUGUGUGUUUAGAACACAGACACAUACGUUAUAUGUAUUAUGCAAGUGGACGGACAUUUGAAAAAAAAAAAAAAAAAACUUUCCUCCACUUGUAUAGUAACAUAUGACAUAUCAUCACGUGUUCUGGAUACACUGAAAAAUCUCUUAUUCAUUUGUCAUUCACCCAAAUUUAAUAGGCAUAAAGUUGUGCCACUAGCAUGCAGUGGAGUAAAUCAAGAGUUACUUGCUUUAUUUUAUAUAGAGUAAUGUUAUUCACACACGAUUCGACGGUCGGAAAUUUUAAAAAGUAUGAGAAAUAUAAAUAAGUGUAUAUGGAUGACACACCCUUUAUAUAUCUUCUCCCGUAUUACUGCUUUCACGUUUUAAAAGCAAAGGCUAUGUUUACUUAUUGUGAAUUAAUAUGCGAGGUAUGAGUAUUAUUUUCGUUCUUAUUUUUUGAAAUUUAAAAAAAAAAAAAAAAAAAAAAAAAAAAAAGAGAGUGGGGACAAACCUAUAUAAGCCGUCGUCGCAUCCAUCUCUCACGAAAACGCCACCCACUUCUCCCUUCCGAUGGUCAAACAGAUUAUAUCAUAAUAAUAUUCCACCGCUUUGAAUUUCAAAUGUUGCAUCAGACAUUUCCAGUUUCAAAACAUAAAAAUUUCGUCUUCUGAAAUAUCAAACUAUAUUAGUCUCCAUGUCCCAUUGAGCUUCAACAAGUUACUAUGCCUACCCACUUUCUCCAAAAACUACCCGUCUCCUUCCUCAUCUUCUUCCACAAUUUGGUCACGGUAAUAUUACUUUCCACCGCCGCUCUCGGCGAGGAUGACAACCGAUACACCGAGUGCCGCGGCUACUACGACUGCGGCCUCCUCAAAAACAUCUCAUACCCCUUCUGGGCUGCCAACGGGCGCCCCCAACAGUGCGGCCUCGAAUAUUACGAGCUCACCUGCCGAGAAGAUCAAUUCCCUGUCAUGAAAAUUGAAGACCAAGAUUUUCUAGUGUUGAACUUUAGUCGACAGUUUUACACCAUGACAAUCGCUCGCUCAGAUCUCUGGGACACCCCCUGCACUGACCACAUCGUCAACACCACUUUGGACUACGACCGGUUUUCCUACGUCCCAACCGUUCGGAACCUGACGCUGCUCUACGGCUGCCAGCCGGGGAACAUGUCCGUACGCAAUAACUUCACUUGCAAGGUAAAGGGUACGGACGACGACGAUAUUUCGUACUAUGUCGACGACUCUUUGAGGAUUCGUAUGAGAAAUUGGACCUCAUGUUAUUUGAAUUUUCGAGUUCCGAUUAUGUGGGAGGGUGUGGAUGUUAUGCCUGACACGCCGUAUAAGCUCAAACAGGUUUUGAAACAGGGGUUUCAGGUGAGGUACGAGGCGGAGUGGAAGCUCUGUCGGCGAUGUGAAUUAUCCAAUGGAACCUGUGGGUCGAAAUCGAAAUCGAAUUCUAAUUCGUUUGUCUGUUAUUGCCGCGAUGGACCUCGUGAUCGAAUAUGUCCGAGUUCUGGUGACAAUAAUUCUUGGGACUGGAAGAGGAAGUUUAUAGUAGGUGUUUGCACAGCUGUUGCUACGGUCGCUAUAAUGUGUGUUAUUUUCUUUGUACACCAACGUCGAAAAAGAAAACUACACCAUCCAUCGUCCUUCGUAACUCGAAGCAUCCUUUCGAGUACGUAUUCUAUGGAUGACGAUAUGGAGAAGGGAAGUACCUACCAUGGAGUACAUAUUUUCAGCUAUAAGGAACUUGAAGAAGCAACUAAUUAUUUCGAUUCUGCAAAAGUACUUGGCGAUGGAGGCUUUGGCACAGUUUAUCAUGGAAAUCUGCGCGAUGGGAGAGUGGUUGCAGUCAAGCGUCUAUAUGAAAACAAUUUCAAGAGAGUUGAGCAGUUCAUGAAUGAAAUCGAGAUUUUGGCCCUCCUGCGCCACCAAAAUCUUGUGUUGCUCUAUGGUUGCACCUCUCAUCACAGCCGAGAACUCCUCCUUGUGUACGAGUACAUUCCUAAUGGAACUGUUGCUGAACAUCUUCACGGAGAAAAAGCAAAACCUGGCGCACUUCCAUGGCUUACUCGAAUAAAGAUUGCCAUCGAAACUGCAAACGCACUGUCAUAUCUUCAUGCAUCUGACAUUAUCCACCGUGACGUGAAAACUACAAAUAUUCUCCUUGACGACUUCUUCUGUGUCAAGGUAGCAGAUUUUGGACUAUCUCGCCUGUUCCCCAUGAAUGUCACGCACAUCUCAACUGCUCCUCAAGGGACUCCAGGUUAUGUUGAUCCGGAGUAUAACCAAUGCUACCAGCUUACGAGUAAGAGUGAUGUCUAUAGCUUUGGUGUGGUGCUGAUGGAGCUCAUAUCAUCCAUGCCAGCCGUUGACAUCACAAGGCAUCGACACGAGAUCAAUUUGUCUACCAUGGCGAUCAACAAGAUUCAAAACCAUACAUUACAUGAGCUAGUAGACCCAUACUUAGGGUUUGAAUCAGACUCCAGAACACGAAAAAUGAUCAUUGCUGUGGCGGAACUAGCAUUUCGCUGUCUGAAUAGUGACAAGGAUUUGAGACCUUCCAUGAUUGAGGUGCUUAACGAACUAAAGCGGAUACAGAGCGAUGAUUUUGACAUACAAAAAACAGAGGAGAUUGAUAUUUCGGCAAAUGAUGUUGUGCCGUUAAAGAGUGAUCCGCUGCCAGCUUCACCUGAUUCCGUGGCAAUGAGAUGGACUAGCGUGUCCACGACACCAAAUACCAGCGGCUAACUAAACUUUAUAGUUCCCCUCCAUAAGUGUGUAUAUUAUGAGAGAGCUCACAGAGAUGUAUGUAUGGUAAGGCAGAUCCGUGUAUAGUGCAGUUUUGAGGCUACAAGGUUACAUUGGUUGUCUAUUUGCAACUCAUCCAGUUAAGGCAAACGAUCAUCCUUGUUUUUGAAGAAUGUUAAAGUCUCACAUCGAAAACCUAUCGAAUCAGUACAACUCAUAUUGAAUGGUUUCACCAUUAAUUUCA
Molecule: messenger RNA, 4101 nt
Organism: Pyrus x bretschneideri (Chinese white pear)
Lineage: Eukaryota; Viridiplantae; Streptophyta; Magnoliopsida; Rosales; Rosaceae
Product: LEAF RUST 10 DISEASE-RESISTANCE LOCUS RECEPTOR-LIKE PROTEIN KINASE-like 1.2
Exons: 4
Coding region: 1830-3857 (675 amino acids)
Biological process (GO): protein phosphorylation
Molecular function (GO): protein kinase activity; polysaccharide binding; ATP binding
Source: RefSeq, a predicted model, not a curated record